UAUGAAGAUACCAAUAGAUGGCGCUUGUAAUGUUGCUGUUGCACAAUCAGAAACGAUGGGAUCGGGGUCGUUGCUCUUACUACUGAUGGCUUUUCCUAUUUUCAAUGCAACUCUGUUGAGGGUUAAAAGAUCCUCGUGCAAAAGUGGUCAAUAUUUGGGAAGUAGAUUUAUUUGCUGUCAAGAAGCAGUAUAUGCUCGUUCAGGAAAAGAAGAUUGCUGCUCAAAUGUCGAAUACAAUAGAACCGAAAGUAUUUGUUGCGAGGGAAUUGAAUUCAAAGGACAUCAUCCAAACGAAUGGAGAUGUUGCAAUGGUGCUGCAUACAGAGAGGAUACAAGCGUUUGUUGCAAUGGAAAAGUCAGAAGAAAAAUUUCGGGGGAUAGUACUGCCUGUUGUGGUAAUAGGGUCUAUGAUAAAAAAAGGGAUUUGUGCUGUAACAACGUAAUUCAAUAUGGACGGUCUCAAGGAGAGUGCUGCGGGAGAUGGGCAUAUUCUAGUAGAAAUAAUAGGCGUACUCGGAUCUUUUCGAAUUUUUUUCGCCGAGCAAAGUCCUCUGAAGAAGAACGACUCCCACCAAUCAGUCCAUCAGGGCGUUUGACAGUUGAACAACCAGCACACCGUCCGGAUUCUACAGCUUCUGAUAGACGUUCUGCGUCUCCAAGGGCUCCCAGAUGGUCUUCUGACAAGCUUAAAGAGGAAUUUACAAAGGCUGAAAAAGAAGGGAAAUGGUCAGACGUAUCGUCUUAUUAUGUGACUGCAUUUGAAUCAUUCAAAGAGAUCAACUGGGCGUUUAAAAAAGAAGCUAAGAAAGAGUACAAAAGUAUUGACGAUAGUGGAAUAAAUUUAGAAUUAGUGAAUCAGGUUUAUGAUCAAUUAGUCAAUCUGCCGCAAGAUGGUCAAAAACAACUGCUAAAAAGUAUUAUAAAUUGCCUGUUAAAGGACAGGCAACUAGAGGAUUCAGGGGGUCGUCAUUUUCCUAGAACAAAAGAUGACCUUCGAGCGUAUGUGAUUCUUAUCCAGAAUCCUCAGUUCAGUAAUAUAUCUACAUAUGUAAUAUUCGCUCACCUUCUCCGGCAGGUGGCCUCUCUUACCGAUCAUGAACACCAUUACCUGGUGCAUUGGUUAAGGAAAUUAGAGAGUGCUAGAUUUAAAGCGGUUGUACGCAGGCUGCAUAGUUUUAUUUCAACGCGACUCUUUCCUGCCCGUCCUGCUGAACUACCGCCAAUCUCGAAAAGCUCUUGGUGGAUUCCAAGUGCAAUAAAAAGCUUAGCUUUAUUAAAUGCUGCAAAUGACUUAGGCCAUAGGCCGACAGUUUCAUUUACCAACUUUUAUAAUCCAACCCUAGAUCUGCUUGAUUUAAUGGCCGAAUACUUUGCUUGGCAAAAUCCUUCUUCUGCCUCCUCUUCAUCAUUUUCCUUCUGUCAAUAUCCCUUUGUCCUGAGUAUAACUGCUAAAAGAACAAUUUUACAAAGAGAUUCAGAACAGCAGAUGAUCGUAAUGGCAAGGAGAAGUUUGGUUGCCAAAGUUCAAAAUAAACAAAUGCCAGAUAUAGGAAUGUUGUUUCUUAAUCUUACGGUUAGGCGCUCUCAUCUUGUUUCCGAUUCUUUGAAUGAAAUUGCACGAAAGCAACACGAUUUAAAAAAGAAACUUAAAGUAACAUUCGCCGGAGAGCCAGGUUUGGAUAUGGGAGGACUGACAAAGGAAUGGUUCCUUCUAUUAAUCAAGCAGAUUUUUCAACCAGAUUAUGGAAUGUUCACCUAUAACCAUAAAGCUAGAGUUUUUUGGUUUUCAUCUGUACCUUGUGACAAUUAUCAAGAGUUUAAUCUAGUCGGGGUCCUUAUGGGCCUAGCAGUGUACAACAGUAUUAACUUAGAUAUCCGAUUUCCUCCCUGUUGUUACAAGAAGCUUUUAAAUCCAGCCGUUGUACCUUAUAAUAAUCCUAAAGCUGUUGUUGGUGUCGCACCCUUUACCCUCCACGACUUUGCUCAAGUUCAACCGGAUGUCGCCAAGGGAUUACGUGAUCUCCUUGAGUACGAAGGAGAUGUUCAGGAUGAUUUUGGAAUGUCGUUUCAAGCUUCAUUCACUCAAGUUGGAACCCUGCAUACAUUUGAUUUAAAGAAAAAUGGAAAAAAUAUAGCAGUUACAAAUGAAAAUAGGAAGGAAUAUGUGCAGUUAUACAUUGACUAUGCCCUUAACAGGUCAAUUUAUUCACAUUUUCAAGCAUUUUAUCAUGGCUUUCACUCUGUCUGCGCAUCAAACGCGCUAAUUAUGCUUCGACCGGAAGAAGUUGAAAUGCUUGUUUGUGGAGAUCCGUCUAUCGAUAUGAGAGAAUUACGAAAAGUGGCAACCUACGAUGGCUAUAAGUCAGAUGAAUCGACAAUACGCCAUCUAUGGGAUAUUAUAAUCUCUCUACCAAGAUCUUUACAAAAGAAGUUUUUAUUAUUUACAACAGGUUCUGAUAGGAUACCUGUUGGAGGAAUGAGCGAAAUGACCUUAAAAAUUACCAAAGUUGAAAAUACACAAAUGUUACCAAUGGCGCAUACUUGCUUUAAUCAACUUAUCUUACCCGUUUACAAUUCAAAGAGGGUUUUAAAGAAUAAGCUAUUAAUAGCCAUAGAGAACUCGGAAGGUUUCGGAAUCGAAUAA
Dimorphilus gyrociliatus is the source of this 2644-nucleotide messenger RNA. Lineage: Eukaryota; Metazoa; Annelida; Polychaeta; Dinophilidae. The record is from the annotation of a GenBank genome assembly.